CUCAUAACCGUAACCGAUGACUUCAUGCUGCCCAACGUCUCCUAGCCAUACAAAAUGCACUGCACAGACAUUUCUGUCAGUGAUGACCAGAAGGUGGACAAUUUCAUCUUGCCAGAUGGUGCGGUCAUGACCGCCAAGGCAGACUCUGUAUCGCCGACGAAUUUCAUUCACAUCGAUGAAUUGAUUGUGUGCGAGUAUCAUUUACUCGAUCGGACCACGCAGCUCUUCGAAACUACCGCAUCACAUGUACCAAGCUUUCAGGUCAUCGAGAUCCUUUCUUCCUCCCAGGUCAGCUCGCCACAGACAUAUAGAAACGACAUCUCCGUGAAAGAUAUGUGGGCGACUGUAUACGCACUCUUCACGCUGUACCACAAUCAAGAGACCAUCCCGGUUGUCCUGUCUCAGAAAAUCAAUAAUAGCGAGGAGCUACGCUCGUAUUUACUUCGAUCUGGCCUCGGGCGUACGGCACAUGCGCCUACAGCUUCAAAAGAGGAAAUAUACUUGCACAGAGCCACAUUCUGGCAGGGUGCGGGAACACAAGGAUACCAUAGUCGCGGCUGGCUACCUCCAUCAUCCUUUUCAGUUGCACCUUUUCCCUUCAUCCCGUCAUUCACCCGUACACCCACUGUCAUUUCCGGGCACCCCCGUCGGGAGACUCUAGAGUUCACGUACUUUGAUCUCCGCAGCGGAUCGAAUACUUCAGAGCAUCUAGACUUCUUUCAUCGUUGGCAUAAUUCAGAGCGAGUGAACAAGGGGUGGGGAGAACGCGGCUCGCUGGAGAAACACAGAGCAUAUAUCACGGAAAUAACGAACGACCCUGGUGUUCUGCCUGUAAUAAUGAGCUGGAACGGCAAUCCCAUGGGAUAUGCGGAGAUCACCUAUCUGAAGGAAAAUCAUGUGGCACCCUACAUUCCUGGUGGUCCUGGAGACUGGGAUAGGGGCAUCCACGUCCUUGUCGGAGAGGAUAAAUUCCGUGGUGCUGUGCGAACCAGUCUGUGGCAUCGUGCUCUGAUACACUACUGCUUCUUGGCGGACCUCCGCACCGAAAGUGUGAUGACUGAGCCCAGAGCUGAUAAUUCCUCCAUAAUCAAAGUGGAAUUUGACUCUGCCAUGCAUAUUCGAACAAUUUUUGAUUUUCCCUAUAAACGCUCUGCACUCUUCCGCGUUCCCAGAUACCGUUUCUUUAGGCUGGACUUGCUGUGACAAUGAUACGUUUUGUUGGUGGCGGAAUACUUUGUAGAUAGCGUAAACUGGAG
Molecule: messenger RNA, 1256 nt
Organism: Suillus fuscotomentosus
Lineage: Eukaryota; Fungi; Basidiomycota; Agaricomycetes; Boletales; Suillaceae
Product: acyl-CoA N-acyltransferase
Exons: 6
Coding region: 55-1203 (382 amino acids)
Biological process (GO): siderophore biosynthetic process
Source: RefSeq, a predicted model, not a curated record